Messenger RNA from Chilo suppressalis (striped riceborer), 1479 nucleotides. The record is from the annotation of a GenBank genome assembly. Lineage: Eukaryota; Metazoa; Arthropoda; Insecta; Lepidoptera; Crambidae.
AUGUUAUCAUAUUUUUACAGGUGUAGGUGCGGCGGCGAUGUGGUCGCCGGCGGCGUCCUGAUUUCUCACCGAUGGGCAAGACCUCCGGCGGGCGGGCCGAACCAGGCGUGCGCACACAGCGCUACAGUAACAGGAGCUGCCCCUUCUGAUGACACGCGAGUAAGACCUCCGGCGGGCGGGCCGAACCAGGCGUGCGCACACAGCGCUACAGCAACAGGAGGUGAGACACGCAAACUAUACGCAACUGCCCCUUCUGACGACACGCGAGUAAGACCUCCGGCGGGCGGGCCGAACCAGGCGUGCGCACACAGCGCUACAGCAACAGGAGGUGAGACACGCAAACUAUACGCAACUGCCCCUUCUGACGACACGCGAGUAAGACCUCCGGCGGGCGGGCCGAACCAGGCGUGCGCACACAGCGCUACAGCAACAGGAGGUGAGACACGCAAACUAUACGCAACUGCCCCUUCUGACGACACGCGAGUAAGACCUCCGGCGGGCGGGCCGAACCAGGCGUGCGCACACAGCGCUACAGUAACAGGAGGUGAGACACGCAAACUAUACGCAACUGCCCCUUCUGACGACACGCGAGUAAGACCUCCGGCGGGCGGGCCGAACCAGGCGUGCGCACACAGCGCUACAGCAACAGGAGGUGAGACACGCAAACUAUACGCAACUGCCCCUUCUGACGACACGCGAGUAAGACCUCCGGCGGGCGGGCCGAACCAGGCGUGCGCACACAGCGCUACAGCAACAGGAGGUGAGACACGCAAACUAUACGCAACUGCCCCUUAUGACGACACGCGAGUAAGACCUCCGGCGGGCGGGCCGAACCAGGCGUGCGCACACAGCGCUACAGCAACAGGAGGUGAGACACGCAAACUAUACGCAACUGCCCCUUCUGACGACACGCGAGUAAGACCUCCGGCGGGCGGGCCGAACCAGGCGUGCGCACACAGCGCUACAGCAACAGGAGGUGAGACACGCAAACUAUACGCAACUGCCCCUUCUGACGACACGCGAGUAAGACCUCCGGCGGGCGGGCCGAACCAGGCGUGCGCACACAGCGCUACAGCAACAGGAGGUGAGACACGCAAACUAUACGCAACUGCCCCUUCUGACGACACGCGAGUAAGACCUCCGGCGGGCGGGCCGAACAAGGCGUGCGCACACAGCGCUACAGCAACAGGAGGUAAGACACGUGAACUAUACGCAGCUGCCCCUUCUGAUGACACGCGAGUAAGACCUUCGGCGGGCGGGCCGAACAAGGCGUGCGCACACAGCGCUACAGCAACAGGAGGUGAGACACGCAAACUAUACGCAACUGCCCCUUCUGACGACACGCGAGUAAGACCUCCGGCGGGCGGGCCGAACAAGGCGUGCGCACACAGCGCUACAGCAACAGGAGGUGAGACACGUGAACUAUACGCAGCUGCUCCUUCUAACGACACGCGAGUCAGACCUCCGGCGGGCAGCUAA